This is a messenger RNA of Penicillium salamii, 978 nucleotides long. NCBI's taxonomy places the organism in Eukaryota, Fungi, Ascomycota, Eurotiomycetes, Eurotiales, Aspergillaceae. The record is from the annotation of a GenBank genome assembly.
AUGUACAUAGUGGCUCAGUACAAUUAUGUGAGUGCCUGUGGAAUUACGUCAUCCACCGCCACCGAGGCGCAGUAUAUUCUCCGCUUAUCCGCCAAGUACUUCGGCCCUCCGCCACCUUCUGUUCCUGAAGGAUGGAAAGCACAAUACGACGAGAGAUAUCAUGCAUGGUUCUUCAUUGACCUUGCAACGGGAAAAUCGCAAUGGGAAGCACCCGAAGGACCUCCACAGCGCAUGAACGAGCCCCCAGUGCAGUCACCCCCCUCAUACAAUGCCGGGUCAAGUGACCCCGCAGCUCUAGCAGCAGCCGGGGACAAGAAGCAAAUGGGAUCCAACAACCCAUACAACCAAAGCCAGCACCAGCCCAGUCCCAACACAAUAGACGAGGACGCGCGUCUGGCUGCCAAGCUCCAAGCCGAGGAAGACGCUCGUGGUCAGCGGGGAACCCCAUCCGCCCCCGCGGGGGACCGUGGCGCCUCAGAUGACUACUACAACAAUGCACCGCAAUCUGGUCCCAGCUAUGCGGCAGGUCCAUCUCAGAGCCCAAUGCCGGAGCAGGAACAGAAGCGCAGCAAAGGUGGUUUCCUCAGUAAGCUUAUGGGCAAGAGCUCAUCUCGACCCCGCCCACCGCAACAACAGCAGCAGUAUGCAUCAUAUGCGCAGCAAGGUCCCCCACCUGGCCACUACGGCGGUUAUCCCCAGCCUGGUCCCCAGCCUGGAUACGGAUACUCCGGUCCCGGGUAUGGAGGUGGAUAUGGAGGAUACCCGCAACAGGGCGGGUACUACCAGCAACCACCUCGCAAGCAAGGUGGUGGUGGUAUGGGCACAGCAGGAGCAGCUGCUCUUGGUGUUGGAGGUGGAUUGCUGGGUGGUAUGCUCAUUGCCGAUGCCAUUGAAGACCACCACGAUGAUGACUAUGGCAAUGAUUACGGCGGUGGUGAUGAUUAUGGUGGUGGUGACGAUUUCGGAGGCGACUUCUAA